This is a messenger RNA of Haemonchus placei, 705 nucleotides long. The record is from the annotation of a GenBank genome assembly. NCBI's taxonomy places the organism in Eukaryota, Metazoa, Nematoda, Chromadorea, Rhabditida, Trichostrongylidae.
AUGUUUUUCAGACUGAUGCUGUACCCAGUAGUGCUGGAUCAAACUCUUCGGUCGUUCCUCGUGAUUCUCGUGGUACAUAUCGGCUUCAGUAAAUGCCAACGUUUAUCCUUGGUGGUAGAAUCAUUCAAUCUGCGGAGUGAACAGAGCACCCAUCUCACAUGCUCACGGAUUAGAGAGAUACUCCUGAACAAAAACCUUCUGAAGGAUUGGCACUGCAUAGGAGGGACAAAAGCUGCGUCUCGUGAACCCGGCAUGUGGAUAAUGGCCACGAGCCCCUUAAUCAAAGUGGAAGAGAAGAAAGUGCCCUUUGAAAUUGCCUAUGAUGAAGUGAUCAUUUCAACAAUCUUCGAAUUAGAAGACAAAGUGAACCAGCAGCUGAGGUCCACUGCUACAAUGCCCUUGAUUCGAGAAAACUCAACCCUAAACGCUACUAUGACCUAUGUUCAAUUCUCAACUGAAGAAACGUCUCGAUGUUCUGAAGGAAUCUCCGCUGGUGUUGUAGUUUCAAUUAUAGAGGGCAUUAUGCUGGUAGCCGUUGGUGUCAGUGCAGCUCUCCAGUACUAUAGAAAAAAAUGGUAUCCUAUCCAUAGUGUGUUUGGAAGAGAGGGAGUGGAGUUGACAGCGCAAAGGAGGAACAACGAGGUUUUGCACGCUCAACAGAAAGCACUUGUACAUGCUACAAUUUCAGAUUUCGGAGUUGUUUGA